AAAACAGAUCUCUCAGUUACAGUGUAGCUGCUGUGAUAACAAUAUAAUAUACAGCAUAGCAGCACCUUCCUGCUUCACAUUGUUUGUGCUGCCUUGUUCUUAACAUGUGCACUACAAUCUGUGUUUAAUAUCAACAUGGCAAGUCAAGCAACAUUUCCCAAAACCCAAACAAGUGUGCAUGAAAUUGAUCAAAUGCUGAUGUUGUCAGGAGUUCCUCUGGUCUAUGAGUCCUUCAACUGGCAGCACGGAGUCUUUGUUGGAGCAGCCAUGAGGUCAGAGGCCACGGCAGCUGCUGAGCAUAAAGGAAAGGUCAUUAUGUAUGACCCCUUUGCCAUGCGUCCAUUCUUCGGUUACAACUUUGGUGACUACCUCGCUCACUGGUUGAGCAUGGAGCGCAGGAAGGCCCCCACUCAUUUACCCAAGAUCUUCCAUGUUAACUGGUUCAGGAAGGACCCCGCAUCUGGCUCCUUCCUCUGGCCCGGAUUUGGUGAAAAUGCCCGCGUGUUGGAGUGGAUCUUCAAGUGCUGCGGCAGGGAGAGUGAGGAUGAAGCAGCCAAGAAGAGCAUUAUCGGCUGGCUGCCAGUAGAUGGCGCCGUCGACACUAAAGGUCUGAGUGGCAACGUGGAUAUGGGUGCUCUGUUUGACGUGCCUGUUCCUUUCUGGCAGAAGGAGACAAAAGAGUUGAGAGCUUACUUCACUCAGCAGGUUGGAGCUGAUCUGCCAGCUCAGGUGGAGGCUGAGCUGAAGGCUCUGGAGGACAGAGUACACAAUUAAAAACCUACUAACAUGAAGUCCAUCCAGAAACAGGGAGGUGGUCACUGACUCAACAUUUAGACCAUCAGGGUGCAACCAGAGUCACUGGCUGGGUUCACAUACACAGAGAAGUUAACAUUUGAAGGGAUUCAGUUCAGGAAAAGUGAGACAGAUGUUCUUUCUCUGUGAACACAGUCAGUGAUUUUAGUGAAAAUAAUCUACGAUGCAGAUCCUACACAUUGACACUACUUGACAUGAAUGCUGCAUCACUGAGGGACAGGUUUGCUUUGCAACAUGAAGGUUAGAUUUGUUUGUAGUUGUUAAACUUGUCAUUAAGAGAAGCAUAUGUCUACCUCUAUUCUCUCACAUAACCUGGCAUGGUCCUGAAGCCCAGUCAACCUGGCUCUGUAGGGCCUUUGUGACAUUUAGCAAUACAGUUUCUAGGCCUCUAAUGUUUACAGGCUAAUACCCAAAGAUUUAGCAAAAUUCUGACAGAGAUGGAUGAGUUUUUAACAUUUUAUUUACAAAAUGAUUUCAAAUGAAUUUUAAGCAUCAGUUGUUUAAAGAUGCUUUAUUAAAAGUUUAACAGAACGCUCUUAAUAUUCACAUAUACACAAAAUAAAAAGUCCUGUAAGUAGUCAAUAUAUUAAUUCAUGUGCCCAACGAAUACUAUGCAUAAUCCAUUUUGCCACUUUUGUAAUGUUUGUGAUUCAAUUCCUUGAUUUCAGGUGAUGUUUACACAUAAAUAUAAAAUGUUGGACCAAUAA
Messenger RNA from Labrus bergylta (ballan wrasse), 1520 nucleotides. NCBI's taxonomy places the organism in Eukaryota, Metazoa, Chordata, Actinopteri, Labriformes, Labridae. The record is from RefSeq and is a predicted model, not a curated record.